AUGUCGCUCGGUCAGCACCACGCCUGGCUCCCACCGGGGCAUCUUCGACCCCCCGAUGACCCUCAUUCCGAUGCGCGGGCUGUCAAUGGUUUUUCCAAAGCCUCGUCCGCUCCCCGUACCCCUCAGAUGCGCGGCUCCGCCGGCGCGGAAGGGUCGCAGACUGGGAAUCUGAUAUCCGAUGCUGAUACCGCCGCGGAGGAAGAUCCACGCAUCACCCUCUUUCGCGAUCUCUACAAGCGCAGCGAGGCGAAGAUUAGCGCCCUUUUCAGCAAUGACAAAACCGUCCGUGAGCCCUCCGGUCCCGAUGCCAUGGCCGUCGAGCCCCCCGAUGGCAACGCGGCGCGUCCUGAAGACCAAGCGCGGCCCCCGAAAAAACCUGCCAGGAAGAUAGAUGAUGACGACUAUGAUGAAUACGACGACGAAGAAGGCAGCGAGGCUGCUGACGACUCGGCCGCAUCUCCGCUCAAGGCCAAGUCCGCCGCUCCUCCCGUUCGAGAUCCGUCGCCAGGGCAGCGUCCCAUGACCGCGACAGCGACUCCCGACGGCGCAAAAGAGACGAAAAAGGAGACGGCGGAGGAUAUUCGAAAGAAACUGGAGGAGGACAAGAAGGCGACUGAGGAGGCUGCGAGGAGGAGCUUCCAGACGAUGUUCUACACCCUGGAAAAUGACCGGGACGCGAUGCUGGACCAGCAGCGGCUCGAGGAGUCGGAGCGGCUCGUCGAGGCGGAGAUGUCGGGGCAAAAUGCUGCCAACAACUCCAGCUCCGGCACCAACGGCUACGGCUCCUUGAGUAAUGCCAACCUCGGCGCCUCCAGCUUGACCCUGAAGAACCUCAUUGCUCGGAUCGAUAUGAAGCGGAACAUGGUGCAAGCUUCUGACGCGGAGCUCCGGAGCUUGAUGAGCGAAGUUCGCAAGAAUCGAAGCAAAUGGGCAAGUGAGGAUAAAAUCGGUCAAGAAGAGCUCUACGAAGCGGCAGAGAAAGUGUUGAGCGAACUCAAGGCGAUGACGGAGCACUCGACCGCUUUCCUUACGAGGGUUAACAAACGAGACGCUCCGGACUAUUAUAAUGUCAUCAAGCAUCCUAUGGAUCUCGGGACGAUGACGAAGAAACUCAAGGCCUUGCAAUACAAGUCGAAGCAGGAGUUCGUCGACGAUCUCAAUCUUAUCUGGUCAAAUUGCCUGAAAUACAACACGAACCCCGACCAUUUCCUCCGCAAACAUGCAUUGUUCAUGAGGAAAGAAACCGAGAAGCUCGUUCCCUUGAUCCCGGAUAUCGUCAUCAGAGAUCGCGCGGAAGUAGAAGCGGAGGAACGCCGUAUGCAGCUUGCCGAGAUGGAUGGAGCAGAGGAAAGCGAUGAUGAGCCCAUCAUGUCAUCUCGAGGCAGGAAGGCUCCCGGGAAAACAUCCAAGAAGGGAGCUGCUCCUGCCCGUCAGACACCAACUGGAUCUGAAGGCCCAUCUGGAUCUUCAGGUGCUCAAGUGAAGACUGGCGCUUCCGCCGACCCAGAUGCUCCGACGGAGGGAAGUCAAAAUGGGCUUUCAACUCCACCCGCUGGGACUUCGACUCCUGUCGGCGCGAACGGAGCUGGUGCUGGCGCCCCUGGUAGUCAGGUCGAUGCAAUGGAAGUCGACGGUUUCAGCGCCCCGAAUCCUGCUCCGGGCGCCAUGUCUGCCUUGGGUGUCGACGUUGAAGACCCCGAGUAUCAGGUGUGGAAACAGGUUACCAAGAAAGAUCGUGCCCUCAUCGCAGCAGAGAGACAUCGUCUAUUUAAAGGGGAUAAACUAAAUCCGGACGAACCAGCGUUGCUUCGAACAAAAGCUGGCAUGCGGAGAUGGCUAAAGAACCAGAAGCAAAUGGUGUCUGAGGCCGAUAAGACCCAUGAGUCCAAUACGCAAGCCAUGCAACCAGAUGGCGGUGGCGAGACCCUUGCACAAGGCAUCGAGGAGGAAGAGGACAGGGUCAUUCCAGACUACUAUGAUGUGAUGUCUGGUAUUCCCGAUAUUCCGGAGCAUUUACUGUGGCGGGAGGACGCUGAAGGCAAUGUCGUGGAUAACUCGGAACAGUUCUUGCGAAUUCUUCCCAAGGGUUUAUUCACUCAGCCCGAUAGUAAGCUCUCGCGGAAAAUGGAUGCAAAUAUGCGGCAGAUGCAGGAGACUCGAAAGGUCUGCUCAAAGAUCGGUAUUGUGAAACAAAUGCAGCUACAAUCUCAGAUGUAUCAAAAUCAAUUUCCAAAGUAUCAGCCCGAGCCAUUUGUGGAACAGGAUGUACCCACCCACGUCAUGAAUGAUGAAGGGCCUGUGAUAAGUCCUUGGGUAUGCAAGGCUGCACUGCAACGGUCGGUUGCGAAGAUUCUCUAUCACACUGGUUUUGAGGAAUACCAGCCCUCCGCUUUAGACGCGAUCACAGAUAUUGCCUCCGAAUUCUUCAAGAAGAUCGGUCAGACGAUGAAGACGUACAUGGAAGCUCCCAAGGUCCUUGUCCCCGGAUCUCGGGAAGCGGGUGCGCCUAAGUACAAGCCUGCAUACACCCAACAACAAAUCAUUCUUCACACGCUCGCCUCUGUGGGAAUGGAUGUCGAAUCCUUGGAGUCCUACAUCAAAGAUGAUGUGGAACGACUUGGGACGAAGCUUAGUGUUGUUCACGAACGCUUGAGAGCUCACCUGGCAGAACUUCUUCGACCUGCAUUCAACGAUACCAGUGGGGAUGGCUCCAGCAUGUUCAACGAUGGGAGCGAGCAAUUCAUCGGCGGCGAUUUUGCCGAGGAUAUCGAUGAAGACUUCUUCGGCUUUAAGGAACUCGGGUUGGACAAAGAAUUCGGUCUCGCUAGUCUUAGCGUGCCCUUUCACCUCCUUCAAAACAGGAUGUUCAAUGCUCACCAAGCACAGAACCCAAAUGCCGCUCAAGCAGCAAACACACUCUUUCCCCCGCCUCCUCCUUAUCCUCGCAUCUCAUUACAAACGUUACCGCAUCAGAUUGGGUUGGUUCAGAACUUCUUCCGGGAGAAGUUGCGUGCCAAUAACGAUGAACCUCUUGUUGAGGAUCUCGAGCUGCCGCCAAAGCAACGUCCGACAGCUGCACGGCCGCGUCUUCCAGCGUCAGGCAAAAUUCCUCCUCCGACUGGUCCAGGUGGUGUCACGACCAGUCCUCAAAAGCGCCCGUUCCCUCCUACUGCCUCCCAGUCGUCUUCCGUCAAACCAGGCACUGCUGCUUCAGAGCCAAGCAAGAAGAAAGUCAAGAAGAACAGUGGAGCUGCAAUGGAUGCUUCGGGAUCGAACGCCGACGGUGCUGGAGAUGGUGUCGUGAAUACGUCUACAGCAGACUCCCAAGUUCCUGCAGACAACCAGCCCGGAGAGGCGCUGAAAACCGAUGUCUCUGCUCCUAACGAGAACUCUACAGCUGCAGCAACCGAAGUUGGCAAUGCGAAGAAUGGCAUCGACAAUUCCGCUGGGUCAGAUAUUCUUGAUGGAGAGGGCGGUGGUGCGGUCGCUGGCGACGUCGAUGCACACCAGAAUAAAGCUAAUGGCACGACCACCCCUCACUUAACGGAAACAUUGACGAUUCUAACUUGUCUACCGAUGCAGUGA
Messenger RNA from Rasamsonia emersonii CBS 393.64, 3585 nucleotides. RefSeq names its product Transcriptional activator spt7. The transcript has 4 exons. Gene Ontology annotation, biological process: regulation of transcription by RNA polymerase II. Gene Ontology annotation, molecular function: protein heterodimerization activity; structural molecule activity. Bases 1 to 3585 code for a protein of 1194 amino acids. The record is from RefSeq and is a predicted model, not a curated record. NCBI's taxonomy places the organism in Eukaryota, Fungi, Ascomycota, Eurotiomycetes, Eurotiales, Trichocomaceae. Gene Ontology annotation, cellular component: SLIK (SAGA-like) complex; SAGA complex.